GUGCCUUUAAUCUAGUCAACCAUAAAUACAUACUGUAAAUGUCAUUGCAUGGAACUUUAACCACUUAUACCUCGUGUGUUGACGAAUUGACAAUGACAAAUACAAAAAUUUUAACGGAUUUUUUAUUUUUAGUUUUGAUCUUAGGUUGAUUCGUGAAUGUGCGUGAACCGGACUGUUUAAAGGUAAUUUUUUGGUACCUACCUAUUUGGUGGAUUUACUGCGAUUUUCAAAAUGUCUCAACAAAAUACCAAAACUCCUGCUAUGGUGCUCCAAGAAUUCACGGUAAAGCGUGGUUUCUCUCCUCCUGAAUACAUCCUGGUAAUGAGCAAAACCGGUACACAUGAAAACGAAUUUCACUACAAAGUUAAUGUUGCAAAUGUGCGUGGAAUGGGAUUUGGACGUUCAAAACAAGUAGCAAAACAUAACGCUGCAAGCAAAGCGUUAGAAAUUCUUGCCGAGCAAGGUUUAUAUGACCCUAGUAGCAACCCUGCUCAAGAGUUUAAUGCACAAUCUCAUAGAAAUGAAUCCGAUAGCCCCUUAAAGCCGCCAGUUAAUUUUAUAGGGAAUUUGAAAGACAUGUGCUGUGAAUUAAAGCUUCCUUAUCCGGAAUUUAAGGAGAUUUCUGACGUUGGGCCUCCACACUGCCGGGAAUUUACUUACGAAUGUAGUAUUGCUUCAAUAACAACUCAGGCAACUGCUAAUACCAAAAAGCAAGCUAAGCAACUUGCAGCACGAGAUAUGCUGGAGAAAAUUAGGGAAACGUGUCCAGAACUAACAGAACAGUUUACUGCUGAGUCUAACAGCAUUACGUCAGAUAGUCAUGAAGUCCUUAAGAAAUACAGUGAAUUAUCAACAACUCUAGAUGUUAUCCCUAACAGAGCAGUCAUGAUUGGGGAAUUUUCGACAGCUAUUAAGAAGAGAAUGAUAGAAAAAAAUGUUUCUUUUGAAGAUUUCCAAGAACAGUUUAAAUUGAAAAAUAAAGUAGGAAUUGAUUACAUUUUUGAAAAAUUAGAUAUUAAAUACAACAUAGAAUUGUUUCAAGAAACUCCUCCAAUACUUUGCGCGUUGUUUGGAUUAGAUACACCUUUUACUGUAAUGGCUGUUGGACGUAGUGAAGAAGAUUCAAUGACAAAACUGAUUCAUGAGAUAUAUGUAAUUUUAGAUAUUUAUAUGAACAGAGGAUAGUUGUACAGUAACCUUUUCUUUUAGAUAAAUGUAUUGACUUGAAUUAAGAAUAAUAUUUUUUUUUUAUUUAAGGGUUAUUUUUGUUUGAUAGUUCUCCGUAGUUUGAAACAAAAUUAUAACAGUUAACUGCU
Molecule: messenger RNA, 1316 nt
Organism: Tribolium madens (black flour beetle)
Lineage: Eukaryota; Metazoa; Arthropoda; Insecta; Coleoptera; Tenebrionidae
Gene: R2d2
Product: RISC-loading complex subunit TARBP2-like
Exons: 2
Coding region: 232-1185 (317 amino acids)
Source: RefSeq, a predicted model, not a curated record